GGCGUCAUUUCCGGUGGACCUCGGUCGCGGAGGGGGAAGAUGGCGGCCCUGGGAGAACCUGUCCGGCUGGAGAGGGAUAUCUGCAGAGCGAUCGAGCUGCUGGAGAAACUGCAGCGGAGCGGGGAGGUACCGCCGCAGAAGCUGCAGGCGCUGCAGAGAGUGCUGCAGAGCGAGUUCUGCAACGCCGUGCGAGAGGUAUACGAGCACGUCUACGAGACAGUGGAUAUCAGCAGCAGUCCCGAAGUCAGAGCCAAUGCAACCGCCAAGGCCACCGUGGCUGCGUUUGCAGCCAGCGAGGGGCACUCCCACCCCCGCGUUGUGGAGCUGCCCAAGACAGAGGAGGGGCUCGGCUUCAACAUCAUGGGGGGCAAGGAGCAGAACUCGCCCAUCUACAUCUCCCGAAUAAUCCCCGGCGGGAUCGCUGACCGGCACGGGGGCCUCAAGCGCGGAGACCAGCUGCUUUCUGUGAACGGCGUGAGCGUGGAAGGCGAGCACCACGAGAAGGCCGUGGAGCUGCUGAAGGCCGCCCAGGGCAAGGUGAAGCUGGUCGUGCGCUACACGCCCAAGGUCCUGGAGGAGAUGGAGUCGCGCUUCGAGAAGAUGCGCUCGGCCAAGCGCAGGCAGCAGACCUAGUCGCCGCAGCCCGCUCCCUCUACCCCACAGCAGGAGCUGUGCCCGAGCCCUCCCGGUGGCCGCCGGCCAGCGGUGGUGAGCGGCAGGCAGACUCCCGCGCAGCCCUUGCAUUUUAUAAACGCCUGUUUUCACCUCCCGUGUGGGUCCAGAGAUGCUUACGCUUUUUUGUGACAAGAAAAAGUCAAAGGUGACGAGGACAGUUCCGUCCUGCUGUUUUUACAGGCCUUUUUCAAAUGCAGAUUUUUGUCAUAAAGUUGUUAUAGAUUUUUAAAAAUGCUUUUUUAAUAUUAAGAUGUACUUUUACAUUCUUAAUCUUUUUUUAAGAAAAGAGUUCUCAUUUGGCUACUUAUUAAAAGUAACAGUUUUCCAAUUCUUUUUUUUCUUUUUUCUUUUCAGUAUUUUUUUUUAACCUAUGAAAUUUCUUUACAGUUUUCCAAGAAAUACACCUGGUAGUCCCCCCAGUAGCGGGUCAUUACCCCGUAGGCGCUAACAUCACUGUUGCAUUUUGUACUUUGAAUACACACAUGAUCCGUACAACCCACGGAAGCAAGCUCAGCACAUGGAGGUUUUUUACUUUUAUUUAAACAUAACGUGUAACAGACGUUCAUUUAUACUGAUUUGUAAGAGUAAGUUUUUAAACACUGAAGCAAUCAUUGCUAAAAUAUGUAUUCUUUCAUAAUUGAGCAGUGAGGCCAGAGGAUGUGAUUCUCAGCAUUCUUGAUGAUGUCCCUAUUUAUAUUCAACACUGUAAAUUAAAAAUGCAAGACGGUUUCGGAUUUCAUCCCGUGCAAGUAUUUUGAUGCUGGUCGAUGUUCUCUAGACCUCUCUCGUGUGUGAUGCCUCCUUGCCUGGACGUGAGCCGGGCAGUUUGGGGCAGGGCAGGGGCAAAGAAGAAACGGCCGCCUCCAGCCUCUCCCGCUCGGGCUCCAGGUCCCUGUGAGCUCAGAGAGAACUUAGGCGGGAAGAGGAGGGACACGAACCUCUGCAGACUGCCCAGGGCGUGAGCGCGCGGACCGACUCGCCCGGUGCGGGCUCGCAGAAGGUGCCGUCUGUGCCCUGUCCACUGGAUGUCGCUGUGCUACUGAAAACAGCUGCUCGGGCGAGCGGAAAUGAGAGGGGAAGCUCAUUUGCACUCACGGCUGGCGGGAGUUCCUGUACUGUGAAACACCGUGAGAUGACCGAUGCUGAAGCGAAGAUGGAUUGAAAAACAAAGACUUCGGCAUAAUUACCCAUUCUGUGUUGAAAAGAAGAAAAAAUGGGCAUUCUGUAACAUUCCUUCAGAAAGAAAUGUGUACCUUUUUCUGCAUGUUUGUGAGCACUGAGUCUUAAAUGGUUAUUCCAGUUCUCAGAGAUUCUUUGGAAUAAAAGCAUUGUUAUUUAUCAUUUAGGUAUUGAACACUGGAUUGCAUGGCUGAAUGUCUUUAGUCUGCUAUGAAAUGUGCUUGUCAUUGAUAGGGUCGUGUUGUUCAACUGUAUAUCUUCAAAAUUAAUUGAUGUGCUUUUCAGAUGUUGAGACCAAAGUAGUAUAGAAGAGUUAUGGGCUUAAUUUAAUUGUAAAGUUCUCGAGGUAUUUGUUGUAGAGCUGCAUAUAUUAAAGAGAGGUAUCGGUGCAUAUAAAAACUAUUUAUUGUUAUGCUUGUGUUCUUGCCUCCGGGGGAAGCGAGCCCAAGAAGUCUAACUUUAGUCCAGCUGCGGCUGCCGUAGCUUUUAAAGACGUAGCAACAUUUCACUGCAAGAGAUAGCUUCCUGGUUUAGUGUCUCAGCCGUUUGAGUACUUGCAGCCAGGUUCGGUCUUUUUGGUGUGGAAACUCAGUAUGUUGAGUCAGUUAUUUUUUUCCUGCAGUAAUCCACAAUCUGUUCUCCGUGGGUUGGCACCUGUUUAUAAUUCCUAAAAUAAGUGUCGCCGAAAGGCGCCCGGUGCAGUAGUUGCGCGUGGUGCCGUGGAGCCUGAGCAGCAGCAGCUGUUCGGGUGUCGCAGUGCCGUCUGCAGUGCGCCCCAGAACUGGGAGUCUUGGCGGGAAAACCCGUUCAGCGCAAGGUGCGCAACAGCAGCUGGGUACAAGAGCAGGCGAGGGCAUUCUCACCUCAUAAAUGGGCGGUUCGUAGAUAAAGCCGGGCGCGGAGUAAGUAGACAGUGUCUGCUUUGUAAAUUACACAUAUCCACUAACCGCCCCUCCCCCGCAGCUUCGCAGGUAUUUUCUUCCUAUUUCAGAAUGAGGUGCGCGGUGGUUCUGAGCCUGGCUCUGCAUUACACCGCCCUGCAGAGCGGGAAGCAUUUCCAUCCUUGCAUCUCCUCCCAUGUAACAGCUGAAUUAGACUUACUGCCUUUUGAAAAGAUGGUCCUCACAGACACCCAGGGCUGAGAACUAACUGCUGGUCCUUCUGUGUGAUGAUCGCACUGCACUGGACUCUGUUUUGCGAGGAUCAGAAGAGAAUCAUUCUGCAGCUACUUGAUGGGUCGUAUUUGUUAGAAAUUUCUUGAGGAAUAAAAGGUACCUGGUGGUCCUCAUUUGGAAAAUAAUAAGUGUACCUUUUUUUAAAAACAACUGAAACCUGCCGGUAGCUUAAGUAUGCAUUACUGACGUUUCACCUGCCCCCUUUGCCUUUACGAUUGACACAUAAACAGCUUACUAGUUGAAAAGCAUGCUUUGCCAUUGCGGACGAGCUGCAACCUGCGGUCUUCGUGGGGCCGCUUCGUCCAUCACUGCGAUCUGAGGGCACGGGCCUUGUUCUUCACGGUUUGAUCCAGGUGCGUUUUUGAAAACGUCACUGCUGCCCUUGUAUGGUUUUUUAGGGAUUUUUGCUCAAGUCUAGUUUGGCUCGAGUACUUGGUUGACGAUUCAAAUAGACAUCGUAGCGUUUCACAGGCUGCGGCUCCGACUUAGCGGGAAGGACCUCACAUGCCGCGCUGGAGGCGCUGGCCGUCUGUCUGACUGCUUUACGGUGUGGAACGAUACGGAAAUGUCCGGGACUCUGGCAGUCGUGUUUCCUGAAUAAAUGUGUGUUCAUGAAUUUUCAACUUAAA
Molecule: messenger RNA, 3658 nt
Organism: Chinchilla lanigera (long-tailed chinchilla)
Lineage: Eukaryota; Metazoa; Chordata; Mammalia; Rodentia; Chinchillidae
Gene: Lin7c
Product: lin-7 homolog C (C. elegans)
Exons: 5
Coding region: 40-633 (197 amino acids)
Biological process (GO): protein localization to basolateral plasma membrane; neurotransmitter secretion; maintenance of epithelial cell apical/basal polarity
Cellular component (GO): synapse; basolateral plasma membrane; cell-cell junction
Molecular function (GO): L27 domain binding
Source: RefSeq, a predicted model, not a curated record